AACGUAUAUUUGCUUUUUCAAACCAAAUUUCAAAUACACUGAAACUACACACCAAUUACACUCUCUUUCUUUCCCUCUUUCUCGUCACUUUCCAAAUCAAAAUCUCUAAACUUAAGCUUAUUAUAUAUUCACACAACUUAUUACAUAACACCUCAAUUCCAUCAAAACAAGAUUGAAGAACAUAGCAAUAUACAAUCAUUCUUAAAGUACUAACACACAUUUGUGCACAACACUAUUAAAUUCUAUACGAUGGGUGUAGCCUCACAUACAUUAGAAAUAACGGUUAUAUCCGGGGAAAAUAUUCAUGUAAUUGAGGAUGCAUAUGUUGUUGUUCGAGGUGAGUCUCUUAAUUGUUACACGACGAAGACAGUGAAAGAUAACGAUGAUUGUAGGAAAAACUCGAGUUUUCUUUCAUGGAAUGAGAAGUUUUUAUUAAACAUGCCAUUGCAUGCAAGGUCAAUCACGUUUGAGGUGCAAUGCAAGAAGUUUAAAAGUGUUCGUCCUAUUGGGGUGGCAAGAAUCGCCGUUUCGGAUAUUCUAAACGGGGCUGAAUCGGAAAAUUGUUCACGAAUUUUGAGUUAUAAAUUGAGAGAUUGGGAAGGGAGGCAAAAUGGAGUUAUUCAUUUUGGUGUGAAGGUGGUUGCGCCAGAGGAAAGAUCGGUUACGGUGGCGGAAAAGGAAACACUGGCGGAUGGGAAGAGUUAUGGUGAUCGGUUAACUGGAAUUGAUGUUGGUACCAAGAACUCUAAUGGAGGUGUUAUUGGUAUUCCUUUUAGGUGGAAUUACCCCGGCAUUGUUUAAAGAUUUGUAUUUUUAACAUUAUAUCAUUUUUUUAUGUAUGUUUGUCAAAGAUUUAUGAAGUCGAUUUUAAUGUAUAAGUAUACUAUUAAAAGAAGAUUUAUAAGAAGUAAAACGUCCUUAUCCACAACAAAGAGAGAAAAAUGAAAAUAAAAAUAAAGAGUGAAGACUGAUGAAGGAUUUUCAACAAGAGGCGGAAAAACUAUGGCUUUGGAAUUGUCACGGUUGGCAACAGAAUUGGGAGUGUAAUGUGAGGUAUCAAACUAUACAGGGCAUCAAUGGGAGGAUCUAUGUAUGAAAUAGUGCAAAUUAUAGUCAAGAAACCCGAUUUUUUUUUUUUGUAUUAGUAUGGUUCAAAUUAUUAUAUAAUUAAGAUUGGGUUGUUCAAAUGUUCAGAUUUCAAAUGAGGAAGAUUUCAUAGACACGUUACUUUUGCAUUCAGACAAAAGAAUAAUGUGUAUCAUUGACGCUUAGAUUGUGCUUCCAAAUCACAAUUUCUCCCAAAAUAUGGUGUUUUGGAGGUGAAUGUGAUAGAGAUGGUGAGUUUUGGGAAGCAUACACACACAAGAAUGGAUCAAAUAUACGGAUGUGGGAAAACAUGCUCCAGAUUAUAUAAUACGAAUUGGGAUUUUUUCAAGAAAAGGGUUAGCAUGCCAUGGAGAGGUCGAAAAGAAGAACUAACCAUUUGGGAUUUCAUAAUUCGAAUACGCCUCAUAUUAUAAAAUUUGAACGGGGUAAGUUAGGCAAAAUAAAAGGCGCGCGAGAAGCUACGAUGGUGUGAAAAGAAAUUCUCUAAGAUGUGUGCAGAUGUACAUUGUCCUCCUAAUUUUCGAAGAAAAAAAGAUUGAAACUUGAAAAUGUCUAUGAUGGAAAUUAAGGAGUUCUAAUUCCAUUUAUUUA
This is a messenger RNA of Medicago truncatula (barrel medic), 1698 nucleotides long. RefSeq lists its product as uncharacterized. The transcript has a single exon. Bases 250 to 801 code for a protein of 183 amino acids. Lineage: Eukaryota; Viridiplantae; Streptophyta; Magnoliopsida; Fabales; Fabaceae. The record is from RefSeq and is a predicted model, not a curated record.